CUCAAAGUCCUCUCACGCUUCGUUGAAUCUCGGGUAACCGGGCUCAUGUAAACAGCCCCUAAAGACCACACGUAUGAAAGCCAAUGUUGUUGACUUUUUCUAUCCAUAUAAUUUUCACACAUGAGUAUAUCUUUCACGAAACUGCUUUCACCGUUGAAACGGGCAAUCUCUCCCGAUCAAAGAAACCUAAUCGAUAUCCCCACAAAAUUUAUUGUUCGUGCAUACACGAAGUUUGAUGAAAAGUGAUGUUAUUAAUUGAUUAAAUUUGAAAGAGUUUAUGAAUUUCUAGAACAUUGUAAUGUACCAUAUUGUUAUAGUUUCAAGGUAAGGUAUUUUAACAGUGUUUUUAUAUAUUUUAGAAACACUAAGUGGGGAAAAGAUUUUCCUUAUCUUUCAGAACUGAUAGAGCUAUAUGGUCAACUGUUCUUCGGAUCCCGUUGUUAUAGCCCACAUGUAGUGCUUGGCUUUUCACUGGAGAGAAGAAAUUAAAAACCUGCGUGAAGUUAGCAUGAGGUUGAAAAAAUCUCAAGCUGAUAGAGACGAGUAAACGACCCAGGUUAUAAUAUAGCCCAGCGUGCGGCGUUAUACCCGCGUAAACUCCAUAUAUAAAAAUAGUUUUCACAGUCGCAAUCAGUAACAAGGUGAUUUGAUAUAUAUAUCAUGCAUGCAAAUAAUAUGCAGGAAUUGUGGUUCUUAAUUUGUUUCAUAAUUUCGCUGGCUUUGCAGCAGUUGAAUCUAUCCAUAUACAAAGUCUAUGUAUCUAUGUAUAGACUGUUAGGAUUUUCCACCAAAGAAAAUGAACCAAUCAUUGAAGCGUUUCAAAUACUUGCACGAGUUCCGUAAUGCGACAUGUUUAUUGUUUUGAUACUUGAUAUUAACAAUUAUAAAAACAAAACGCAGGCACUCGAAAAUGAUAGAAAUAGAUAGCUUUAAGAGUCAUAUUUAUAUAUAAAUAUACAAUUCAAGUAAAAUUAGGCCAUUUUUGACCACGAGGGGAAUUAUAUGCGAGACAAUGUGUCAAUUUUGUCAGCUUCAAAUGGCUGCAAAAUCAUAUUGUUUUCACUUUUCAAAGGUGAACUGGUACUGCUCUUAUCACAGGCAGGCAAACACGUAAACGUGACCCUUAUACUUUUAAAAUAUAUAGGUCCUAUUAUAUAUCAAAUGAUAAAAAUCAGCCACGCUGUUGUAAUAUUUUAUCUGUGAUUUUAUUUGACCUUUUUAUGAUCGAGUCAGCACAGAACUUUAAAUUAAUCCAGCUAUUUCACUUUCCUUCAAGCAGGAAAAGUAGUCAAACCUGUCAUAUUUUGAAUUGAAAUAGGAGCUGUAAUAUUGAAAUUUGAAUUAGGUAUUUCGUUAAGAAGACAUGUAGUGUUUAAAGUACAUUUUCCAUGCUAGGCAGAUGUAAGUAACGAUAUAGCUACUUGUAUACAGAAUUCUUGAAACUGUCUAAAAUACCAGAAUUCUGUCCUGAAAUGCGUCAGAACCGUUCUGGCUGUUUUUAUUUUGUCGUAUAUAAAUAAAAGCGCGCUAUAUGCAUGACUUCCAUCAACCCUUUAACGAUAUAAGACCUGCUUACAUCAUGCUUACAUCAUGUUUAGUAUCAUUUAAGCUUCAAAUGCAGUUCAAAGCCCCCUUUUAUAAUUUCAACAUUACUAUACUCUAUAUAUAUAGUUCUCUUAAUUUGCAUUUUGUUGUGUGGAAGUUGACAAAGGAAUCUUAAUGAAAGAUCUGGAACUCUAAGUCGUAAAUUCAAUUAUUUGAACCGUAAAAAUCAGAACUUGCCGGUUUAAGUCGUGAGGUUUAAAUUAGAUCUAAAUGGAAGAUUGAUGGUAUAUUUUCAAUAAAGCAUAUUAUAAUCCUUAUCAUAAUUCUAUAGACUAAAGUAUUUCUUUAUUCAAACGAGUAUUUUGUUUUCUUAAAAAAAUUAAUCCUUUGGUGGCAGAUUCGCUUAUUUGAACUUCAAAUUGAGCGAUGUUUUUCGCCGUAGGAAGUUAUCUUUGAAACAAAUCUUCGCUAAAUCUUCCCUUAAUUUUGAAGAGCAAUUGGAAUAUUCUUCCCUGCUUUUUAUUCAAAGGUUCCUGCAAAAUAUCGGCGCGAGUACAAUUUUUUCCCAUCCAAGACCAAGUUCAUGCGUGCGACAUCCCCCUCGUGUCGAACACAAAGGCAAUUAAAUCUUUCAAUAAACUUUAAUCCAAAAAAACGUUUCAUUAAACCAUAGACUCUCUUCUCCGCGAUAUUUCUUUGCGAUAAACCUCAUGUUUGCCACACAUAUCUUUGCCUGAGUAGCUGUAUUUACUCACAAGAGAUCAAUCACAUCGAGUCACAUCAGGAAGUACAAAAAUAGUAUAUUGGUCACGACAAUUUGCUACACGCAAGAUCGAGCAGCGCUUCACCACAGCAUUGGGUGACAUCGUGCUGAGAAAAAUGUAUUAAAACUGAGAAGCAACAAGCAGUUAAAGGUUUUGUCGUGCUGGGAACAAGUGUUUGAGAUCUAGGGAGGGUUUCUUGCAGUAAUACGGAUUUGACGAACUUCUUUUCUUGAAAACACGUAGUCUUUAAGACGAAUAUACAUGAGUCACGCUUUAACGGGGAUUAAAACAUGUCAUGUACAAUCUAGAACUUCGUGAGACAAUAUAAUGAGCGUAAGAUCUUAAACACUUCACUAAAAACACACACGCAACCUGUAAAUUUAAACAAUCUGGCACUUGAAGAGUGGCGGACACACAUUGCGACAUUGUGCCAAGGACCAAUCACCGCGUGCUGAAAAGGUUGUAUAAAAAAACCCCUAAAAGCCUCGAAAUAUAUUGAAGUGGCUUUGUGCUCGACAUUAAUUUAGAUCCCACAUGCCUACGUGAAUAGUUAGUUGGAGACUGAACUUCGAACAGUCCACAUUAUAAUACUACCGUAUGCUUUAUGCCAUGAUGUUGUCAACAGAGGCGAUGAAAACACAACAGGAAUAUCAUGUUGAAAAAGCUGGUGUGAUAUCCGUACAAACGUCUUACCAAGGAAAGAUUUCAGCCAGAAGUGAUGUCCAUGGUCUCUGUCACGUGUGCGGGGAUCGGGCCUCCGGCCGCCAUUACGGAGUGGCGAGCUGUGAGGGUUGCAAAAGUUUCUUCAAACGAAGCAUCCGUUGCGAUGUACGAUAUUCGUGUCGAUUCAACUACCAGGCGUGUCCCAUCAACGUUAAAACGCGAAGUCGUUGUCAGUAUUGUCGUUUUCAGAAAUGCCUUCGCGUAGGGAUGAGAAAGGAAGCAAUCAAACAGACAGAGAACACAUCUACCCCGCCUCCUCUUCUUCUCACCUGCCCUACAACCACACCCUACCCUUUCAAACCCACUGUGCACCCACCACAUUCCUACACACACCAACUGGCUCCCUCCCACCUCGCGUGCCUUGUUCGGGCCAACUGGUUGGCGCAGUGUCGCGAACCCAUCAAGUACAUCAACCUUGUCAACUUUCCAAUGAAACACGAGAGAAUUACAACAAGAAUUCUACGAUACAUUGUCGAAUGGGCGAAAUCUCUGCCGUUUUUCAUGGAUUUGUGUCAAAACGAUAAGCAGUCCUUGUUGGAAUCGUGCUGGCUUGAGUUGUUUCUGCUCGUUGUUGCCCAAUACCAGUUGUUGCCCGAUCUUGCGAAGUUGUUGAUGUUGUUGAAAGGGCGAAAUGUGGACAAGACUGUUCGUCAUAUUGAAGCUGAGGUGAAUCAGUGCAAAGCAUUGAACUGUGAUGAUGUUGAGAUGGAAUGCUUGAAAGCUAUUGUGCUUUUUAAUGCAGAUUGUCCUGAUGUAACGGAACAAUCAACGACGCGUCGAUUGAAAGAGGAGAUCCUUGUAUCCAUGAACGACUACACUCGUUCCCAAUAUCCCAAAAUAUCCAUAGCCCAUCUUGGCGGUAUGCUAUUGUACCUACCCCGGUUACGUUAUGUGAAAUUUCUCAUACCACGUGACUUCAUUUUUCCUGACGUGACCAAAAAUCCUGAUUUCAUUUCGAGCUUCAUAAAAGAUGUCCUGUAUUUGCCAGUCACCGUUGGAACCGACCCAAAAUUACUCAAAUACAAUGUUUUGCCUCGUUAAGCACAAGUGUGGACAUGAUAGAAUCCAGAAUUUACCAUUACGGGUUGUGAAAUCGAAUGAAACGAAAUGGAAUCUUGUAUCUUAGCUAAAAGUUGUAAAUUCUCUAUUAAAUAGGUUGUAAAAUUAGAAAUGUAUAUUUCUGCAGAGACAGUUAGUGACUAAAGAAAAAGGAGACAAAAGGAUUCCCUUAUAAAUUUCCAUUUGUGAUUUAAUAGGUAAGUGACAAUGUGACAUAAUUUCGGUGUGAAAUUUGGUGUUAUAAUAUUGUAAUCAUAGUGUGUUAAUUCGUGCGUGGUUCAAAUUGACUGGGUGAACUGUAAACCAGUGUUUUAGACGUAAAUU
Molecule: messenger RNA, 4415 nt
Organism: Dendronephthya gigantea
Lineage: Eukaryota; Metazoa; Cnidaria; Anthozoa; Malacalcyonacea; Nephtheidae
Product: COUP transcription factor 1-like
Exons: 6
Coding region: 2907-4073 (388 amino acids)
Biological process (GO): cell differentiation; regulation of transcription by RNA polymerase II; anatomical structure development
Molecular function (GO): nuclear receptor activity; zinc ion binding; RNA polymerase II cis-regulatory region sequence-specific DNA binding
Source: RefSeq, a predicted model, not a curated record